This is a messenger RNA of Amaranthus tricolor (Joseph's coat), 1059 nucleotides long. RefSeq names its product serine/arginine-rich SC35-like splicing factor SCL30A. Lineage: Eukaryota; Viridiplantae; Streptophyta; Magnoliopsida; Caryophyllales; Amaranthaceae. The coding region runs from base 184 to 798 and encodes 204 amino acids. The record is from RefSeq and is a predicted model, not a curated record. Gene Ontology annotation, molecular function: RNA binding. The transcript is spliced from 6 exons.
CAACUGCAAAGAAGAACCUUCUCGAACACCAUUUUUCCUUUUAUGUUCCCCGUGAAAUUAAUAUUACUACCCUAGAAGGUUCUCUUCAACCAAAAUCUCUCUAAAUUUUACACCUUUCGAAGAACCAUUUCCACCAUUGGCGAUCGCAGAUUUCCUUCUUGUUUGCUUUCAGAUACACGGGAAAUGAGAGGAAGAAGUUACAGCUACAGCCCUUCUCCACCAAGGGGUUAUGGAAGAAGUUACAGAAGCCCAUCUCCAAGAGGUCGUUAUCGUCGUGGGAAGGAGCCUCAGGGUGCUACAAGUUUAUUGGUGCGGAACCUUCGACAUGAUUGCAGGGUGGAAGAUCUUCGAGGACCUUUUGGACGAUUUGGUCCAAUCAAAGACAUUUACUUGCCUAAAGACUAUUAUACUGGGGAGCCUCGUGGCUUUGGGUUUGUACAAUUUAUGGAUCCAGUUGAUGCGGCAGAUGCAAAAUAUGAAAUGGAUGGUUAUAUCUUGCUUGGGCGGGAACUAACUGUUGUAUUUGCAGAGGAGAAUAGGAAAAAGCCAGCAGAAAUGAGGGCCAGGGAUCGUGUAAGGAGUCGGUCUUAUAAUAGUAGGCGAUCCUCUUCUCGUUACUCUCAGUCUCCACGAUAUGGUAGAAGUUAUUCACGUAGUCCGGACGAUUACUCCUCAAGGCGACGCUAUUCAAGGUCAAUUUCACCUGGGGAUAGGUCAUAUAGAGAACGCUCAUACAGGUCUCGUUCUUACUCAAGAUCUCCUUACCGAUCUCCUUAUGGAUCAAGCAACCGUAGUUGAAUUCCUUAUUGAUCACUGCCACAGUAUCUCUAACUACUCUAGGUAAUAUAGUAGAGACAUACAAGAACUUGAUGGGGAUUAGAUAUGCAUUGUUCAUGCUAUGUGAAAUGCUCUUUUGUGAUCUAGAUCAAAUGUCUUGUUGUGGCAGAGGAUACAGCUUCGCUUUAUCGUUAUUCCGCAUAUUUCGUUGCUAUAGAAUUGUUGUGGAUUGAAGUAUUGAUCAUGAAUCACAAUUUUAAUUUGGUGUUGUUUUCCUUAUCA